Messenger RNA from Fusarium keratoplasticum, 900 nucleotides. Its product is annotated as NAD(P)-bd-dom domain-containing protein. The record is from RefSeq and is a predicted model, not a curated record. Lineage: Eukaryota; Fungi; Ascomycota; Sordariomycetes; Hypocreales; Nectriaceae. The transcript has 3 exons. Bases 1 to 900 code for a protein of 299 amino acids.
AUGACUCUCCGCAUCACCGUCCUCCCCGCCUCAAGCAAGGCCGGAAAAGAGACUAUCCGCAACUUGCUCGAAUCGGAUGCCAAGCCCUUGAUUCACGGUAUCUACCGCGACCUUUCCAAGGUUCCUGCUGAGUUUGCAAACCAUGAACGGUUUGAGGCUACUCAGGGCGACGUGGGGGCUGGAACAGGGCUCGACUUUUCUCGCUCUGAUGCCCUCUUUUACGUUCCACCUCCGACCUACGAUGAAACCGAUCAGGGAGAGUGGGGCGUCAAAACCGCUACUAAUGUCAAGGAGGCCCUUGGGAAAGCCCCUAAUGUUAAGAAACUGCUCCUGUUCUCUUCCAUGGGUGCUCAGUACGACCAUGGUAUCGGUCUCUUGCGUUUGAACCACAUUUCGGACAAAAUCCUCAAAGACUCGGUGCCCGAGGCCGUCAUUGUCAAGCCGGGAUACUUCCAAGAAAACUGGUCUCAUGCCUUUGAGACGAUUCAAGCGGAGCCACCUGUCAUCUACUCCACGAUCACGCCUCUGGACCACAAGAUUCCUAUGGUGAGCAUCAGAGAUAUCGGCCGAGCUUGCGCGGACGCUCUGCUCGCCGCGCCCAAGGACGUCAGCCCAUACUACUUCGACCUCUACGGCCCCAGACACUAUAGCGCACUCGACGUCAAGGAAGCAGUCGAACAAAUCACCGGCAAGAAGGUUGAGCUUGUGCCCAUUGAGAAAGAUAACAUUGCGGAAUUCUAUGCUCGGGAGAUUCCAAGCGCUCAAAUCCAGGACUUUGUGGAGAUGACUACUUCUGCCCUCCCCGGUGGCAUCAUGGCGGGAGAUUUCGGCACCAAUGAGAGGACUGUUCAAGGAAAGGUUGAGCUAGUCGAGGCGUUGAGGCCUUUGUAUACUCAGUAG